Molecule: messenger RNA, 1245 nt
Organism: Galendromus occidentalis (western predatory mite)
Lineage: Eukaryota; Metazoa; Arthropoda; Arachnida; Mesostigmata; Phytoseiidae
Product: carnosine N-methyltransferase
Exons: 3
Coding region: 84-1208 (374 amino acids)
Molecular function (GO): S-adenosylmethionine-dependent methyltransferase activity
Source: RefSeq, a predicted model, not a curated record
GAAUGAAAACACAGCUGAGGUCCGACGUUCUCAUUUUAUCGAACACCCUUCGCUGAGUGAGAUUCCCGGUUUUCCGCUUAACCAUGGCCCCCGAGGCAAGUAGACACCACUGUGCAUUGGCUUCCCUCAUCUCGACCGUGAAUGUCUUGAGCAGUUACAAACGCAUCCAGCAUGACAAAGUCGCCAGGAGCUGCUCAUUCAUCGAAAGGAUGCAGCCUCAAUACAGCGAAUAUCUGAUCAACUACCAUCGCUUCCUGCACACCGUUCGCGUUGGAGUGAACCAGAACUUCGCCUUCCUGCAGGAAGUCUUGGAGAAUAUACCGAGAACGCUCGGCUCCAUGAUUUACAUUCCGCGAACGUUCGAAAUCGACCCCAAGUCCAAACCCUCACACAGUGAGGUUGAGGAGCUGCUGCUUGUCCUCAAGGAAGUGCGACGCGAAUGGAGUGCGGAGGGCCGAAGUGAAAGGGAUCAGUAUUAUAUUCCGCUUUUGCAGCGAGCUGAGGCGCUUUUCCCGAAGCAUAGAAGCGAUGUUAGAGUAUUGGUUCCAGGCCAACGCUUGGGUCGACUCGUUUUCGAGCUCGUGAAGAGAGGAUUCCGCUGCGAGGGACAUGAAAGUUCUUAUCUGAGAGCGGCUUUCGCAUGUUUUAUUCUGAGCAAUCCGAUCCCGGACAAUCAUUACACCAUCCAUCCUUUCCUCCAUUGCUUGAGUGCUAAUCUCCGAGACGAGGACAGAACUCGAAUGGUCCAUUUUCCGGAUGAGAAUCCGAACGCGAUUCUCAGUCAGAGCAGUCUUUGCUCAUUUGUUCUCGGGGACUUCACGAAUGGCUAUAAGCAUCAGGCCGGAGAAUGGGAUUUGGUCGUCACCUGUCUCUUCCUUCAAACUGAACCGAACGUGAUCGGAUGUAUGGAAGUAAUUUUCGACUGCCUCCGGCCAGGAGGUCACUGGUUGAAUCUCGGAUCUUUAGCAAGCGCAUAUCACAAGAGGAAGAACCAAGCGCUCCUGACACCGAGUCAUGAAGACAUGAGGCAUAUAAUCGAAGAGAUCGGAUUCAUCGUGACGGAGGAGGGUACUGAAAUCCGUGGCACCUUCUGUGCGACUCAGUCUUCCAUGCGGCAAGUGCAGUAUCGGAACGUGCUUCUGGUUUGUAGAAAGCCCGCAGAUGUAGGAGUCCAACAGGUGAAAACGGAAGUGGUCGAGGACGUUUGAAGCUGAAGAAACUCUUUCCCAAUCCCUCUCGAACUCG